AUGUGCCCCGAGGCGGGGUACGUCCAGCUGGCGAACCGCCUGGGCGCGCAGGUGGAGAAAGCGCAGAAGGAUGGGGAGAAGGCGACACGCGAUAGGAAGAGGAUGAGGAGGGAGGCACACGAGAAGGAUUACAGGAGGCAGGAGAGGGAGGGCCUCUCACAGCAGACUAUGCCCGAGUCCACCCCGGAUCCAGAUGAUUCUUCGUCCGACGAGGUGGACCUCGAGAUGUUCGAGGACCCCAACACGGGGGAGGCCGGAGGUCCACUGCCGGCCCAGCAGCGGGCUGGCAUCGAGGCCUCGGCGGCGGCGGCGGGCGAGAAGGAGCCCGCGCCUGCGACGAUCGAGAUGAUACCCGUGCUGACGGCGAGCAGGAGGUCGCCCACACCGGCGGCGGGCAGCAGGUCGCCCACACCGGCGGCGGGCAGGAGGUUGCCCACACCGGCAGUGGGCAGGAGGUCGCCCACGCCGACGGUGGGCAGAAGGGUGCCCACGACGGCGGUCAGAAGGAUGCCCAUGCCUGUGGCAGCGGCGGCCGAGAGGACGCCCGUACCAACGGCGGGUGCAGUGACACUCUGGCAGACGCCGCCGAGGGUGCAAUCCCUGCUGAUCCCGGUUCCCUUCCCCGCUUGGUUCAGCCGGAGGGCUACUCCGGCCGCCGCCCCGCUGGCGCCGUCCAAGGCUCUCAAGUCGGGGCUAGGCGCCACGCCGCGCACAGCGGCGCAGCCCCCGACCGGAGGGCCUCAGACGGUGGAGGCGACCGUCACGAGGUACUGGGAGGCGUUGGCCCGGGGGGCCCAGAGCGUCCGGGCGCAGCCGGACAAAAGCGAAGCCGGCCGGAGCAGCAUAGAGGAGGCUGCUCGGUCGGGUGCCGAGGGAGAGGCCGGCCGGGACAGCAUGGAGGGUGCUGCCCGGUCAGAUACUAAAGAAGACACCGGCCGGGGCAGCACAGGGGGUGCUGCCCGGACAGUACCGAAGAAGAUGGGGAGACCGGUGGGAACACAUCAGAGCGUCCCGCCAGCCAGGUGA
Molecule: messenger RNA, 1026 nt
Organism: Panicum virgatum (switchgrass)
Lineage: Eukaryota; Viridiplantae; Streptophyta; Magnoliopsida; Poales; Poaceae
Product: translation initiation factor IF-2-like
Exons: 3
Coding region: 1-1026 (341 amino acids)
Source: RefSeq, a predicted model, not a curated record